CAGAGAGCCAGAGGCUUGGUGGAACCCGGGAAUCACGCAGAGCUGGGAGAGAAGGGUGAGGAGGGGAAGCAGGUCAUCCCACUAGAGCACCUGGGAGAUGCCAGAGGCAGAGGAAGAGUCGAAGAAGGAAUUCUCAAAACACCGCAGAGCACUGACCCCCAAGGACUUGGUGACUCUGUCAAUGCAACAGAUGAUCCGAUAUCAUAUGUUUGCCGAGCCCAGUGAGUUCCAAAACGAGGCCAAAUUACUGCCCAACUGCAGCUUCCCAGAAGUCCACAAGAGAGUUUUAAACCUGAACACCUGGCAAUCUAGGGAGUCUGAGAAGGAAAGACAGGCACAGCAGAUCGGGGUGCUGAGGGCCGCGGAGGCCCGGAACCGAAUCCGUGCUCUGCGGCUGCGCUACGUCCAAAUGAGGGCCCAAGAGAUUAAGUACUUGAUAAUCAACCAGGAAACAGCGCAGGCCGCUCUGAGGUUGGAGGCGUUACUUCUGCCAUGUCUGAACCCACAGAAGCUGCCGGACAGCUUGGACCAAAAUCAGAAUUGAGUUUCCCUGCACUUCUUUACCUCAGAGAAGACGAGUGGAAUCCAUCCUGGAAGACACUGAGGGCCUGACGUUAAUGCGGAGGACCUGAGAAGGGGUGUGAGAGAGGAGGGAAGUGGAGGAGAGUGGGAGCCAGGGGAUGGAAAUGGGUGGAUGCAAUACCCCUUGGCCUUCCCUUCCUUCCUUCCUUCCAACCCCCAACAACGCAGCUCCCACUCUCUCUCUUCCUCAUUCCCUCCCUCUCCCCAUCUUAGCCAUCACCAGCUGAUGAUAAAGAAUU
Messenger RNA from Tachyglossus aculeatus (Australian echidna), 821 nucleotides. RefSeq names its product LKAAEAR motif containing 1 (gene LKAAEAR1). The record is from RefSeq and is a predicted model, not a curated record. The transcript has 5 exons. The coding region runs from base 98 to 544 and encodes 148 amino acids. Lineage: Eukaryota; Metazoa; Chordata; Mammalia; Monotremata; Tachyglossidae.